GCUUAAAAAUCACGUUAGUGCUGCUGGAGCUGAAGUCGGGGUUUUUCUCCCUCUUUUUUUUUCCCACUUUGCUCGACUAUCUCACCGAGCAACCAACAUUCAGCCGGCAGAUACGUAGCCAGCAAAAGACCAAAGCCACUUGCUCGAUGACGCGGAAGUUGGAACUCCAUCUGCAAGCCCUCUAGAAUUCGAAAAUGAUCGUCGACCGAUCCAGGAUUGAUGGUCCUCCCGAACAGAGGCUCCCCUGGCAAGCUUGGCCCGUCCGUCCAGUCCAUGAUCGGAGCGGCGGAAUGCUGCCAAGAUGCCCGCCGAGUAUCUGCGGGGGGAGUGGUUGGAUUUCUCGAUCGAAGCACGGUGAUUUGACAAUAUUACGGCCCACCCCAGAGGCGCUCAGUGCUGGCGUGCAUCUUUGCGGCAAUUGUCCUCGAUUGAGCAGUUUGGGAGGUUGUGGCUUGAAGUCGACAGCUGACUGGAAGAUCGCAUGUUCUGAAUCUGGUAUAGCACGUAGAAAAAGUCCGUGAACUGCUGGCCAAGCCGUCAGCCCUGUCUCAGACGGCGACUCGCUGUGAUU
Lasiosphaeria miniovina is the source of this 571-nucleotide messenger RNA. RefSeq lists its product as uncharacterized. The transcript has a single exon. Bases 195 to 521 code for a protein of 108 amino acids. Lineage: Eukaryota; Fungi; Ascomycota; Sordariomycetes; Sordariales; Lasiosphaeriaceae. The record is from RefSeq and is a predicted model, not a curated record.